AGAAUGAGGUUCGGGAGUGUCUCCGAAUACUUUAGUACUCUUGAUCGGUUGAUCGACAUUGCUACAUGGACCAGUGCUACAGAAGCGGCUAAAUCGCUCUCUAUUAACGACGAUCACACCACUCUUCCAUUCUUGCACAUUGACGGAUAUGGUGCUCGAAAGAAUCGGUCGUUCAUCGAGGACGAGGCUUUUGAUCAAAUUGUUUGUUUGCACUUGCAAGUGAUCUAUCAUAUACAUGUUUCACGUAACUAUGAAGCAGCCUAUACUACUCAUACACAGAUUAUGCAGGCAUUCAAUAAGGAAGUAUUGCAAAAGAAAAAAGAAGUGAACUGGUUUAUGCCGAUUUUUCAUCAGUUAUGCUCUGAUCUGCGUAAUAUUGCGAAAAUGGCUGACGAACUUACGGAGAAGGACGACGAGAUCGAAAACAUCUCGUCGUACUAUGAACAGUCGGCCAAUUAUAUUAUGGAAGCAUACAGGACUUGUACUUCCGAUGUGAGAGCAGAUCCCUCCACGACUAAGAAAAUCGCAGUGCUAAAUAUGACUAAUCAGCUUUUUCGUAUAUACUUCAAGUUACGUAUCAACAAGUUGAAUCUAUUGAAACCUUUGAUUCGCGCCAUCGAUAAUUCGGGAGCACUUUAUCAGUCAUUCUCGAUGGCUGACAAGGUUACAUACAAUUAUUUUUUGGGAAGGAAGGCUAUGUUCGAUGCUGAUUUACCAUUAGCCGAGAAAUCGUUGUCGUAUGCGUUUCGCAAUUGUCCGUCAGAAUGUCUUUCGAAUAAAAGGCUUGUGCUCAUCUACCUCAUUCCUGUCAAAAUGUUUCUUGGCCAUAUGCCCACUGCUCAGUUACUUCACAAGUACCAACUGGAUGAGUUUCAUGACGUUGUGGAUGCCGUGAAAGAGGGAAAUCUUGCUAAAUUGGAUCAAGCACUUGAGGCGAACGAGCACUUUUUUAUACAAUGCGGGAUCUUUCUUAUGCUGGAGAAGUUGCGUGCCAUAACGUUCCGUACGUUGUUCAAAGCAACAAUAAUUGGAGGCCAUCUGAUUCCGUUGAAGGCGUUCUACAUAAUUAUACAAUAUCUAGGCAUUACAGAUGUUGAUGAAGAUGAACUGGAGUGUAUUGUUGCAAAUCUUAUAGCUGAGAAAAAGAUAAAAGGUUACAUUUCGCAUCAACACCAAAAAUUAGUAAUAAGUAAGAAGGAUCCAUUUCCACCGCUGUCUUCUGUAUAG
Molecule: messenger RNA, 1227 nt
Organism: Angiostrongylus costaricensis
Lineage: Eukaryota; Metazoa; Nematoda; Chromadorea; Rhabditida; Metastrongylidae
Source: the annotation of a GenBank genome assembly